CAUCCCAGGGAUUGCUGAUGUCAGAGCCCUACCCACUGGGACCUUAGGUGCUCCAAGAGAUCUGACUCCUGAAAUCAGAGCCAGCACAGUGGCCCUUCCCAGUGUUUUGGCAGGCAGCCAUGGGCGGGACCUCUGAGUCUCAGCAGCCAAUGCGGAGCGUGACUGUCAUGCAAAAUCCAACCCUCUGCCCCUGCUCCCUGUUCUAAUACACCUGCAAAUCCCUGUAGCAAUAGUUACCCUGUCCUCACUUCCCAACAUGCCAACCAUUGAACUGGAUACCAACCUGCCCGCCGACCGCCUGCCUGUCGGGCUGGAGAAGCGUCUAUGCCAGGCAGCUGCCACCAUCCUGAACAAACCCGAGAAUUACAUAAACGUGAUCGUGAGGCCAGGCCUGACCAUGCUGCAUCUCAGCUCUGAGGAGCCCUGUGUCCAGCUGCGCAUCAAUGCCUUUGGUGUGGUGGGUACUGCCGAGCAGAACCGCAGCCACAGCGCCCGAUUCUUUGAGUUUCUCUGCAAGGAGUUGGCCCUGGGUCAGGACAGGUACACAAAGCCACUGGCCACACCCACCAGAGUUGCAGGGGCGUGUGGGGGCGGGGUGGGGGUGACUGCAGAUCCUUGGGAUUGUGGUGUUGAUCUCCUGAGACUGUGAAUCCUACAAUUAGGAAGACUGGUGGGCUUGGUUAAGCACACAGCACCCACAUGGAGGCCCUGUGCCAUCUGUCCUAGGUAGGCGGGGCAUGUCUGCAGCUGUUAUCAACUAUUCUGCCGAGGUCAUGGAGAAAUCAUGACUGGUGGGAAUGCUGAGCGAGGUUGGCCUGGAAGCCUUGUGUGAGCUCCUGGGGGAGGGUUGCAAAAUGACCCCUUAGCCACGGAGCUGAUAGCUUUUUCUUUGUCUUCUAGGAUAGUCAUCCGCUUUUAUCCUGUGGAACUCUGGCAGGUUGGCAUAAAUGGGACGGUUGCAACAUUUUAUGAUUUCACCAAGUG
Ochotona curzoniae (black-lipped pika) is the source of this 984-nucleotide messenger RNA. Its product is annotated as D-dopachrome decarboxylase-like. Bases 257 to 649 code for a protein of 130 amino acids. NCBI's taxonomy places the organism in Eukaryota, Metazoa, Chordata, Mammalia, Lagomorpha, Ochotonidae. The transcript has 2 exons. The record is from RefSeq and is a predicted model, not a curated record. Gene Ontology annotation, molecular function: phenylpyruvate tautomerase activity.